AUGAUCGCAUUCAAAGCAACAGCCGUCCUGGUCCUGCUAGCGGCCGCCGCAGCGCGCCCCUCUGACGAAUGGGAGCCCGAAGGCCACUCGCACACGGAGCACACGAAGCCCUACCACGUGACGGUGGUGAAGAAGAUCGGGGUGCCCAUACCGCACCCGGUGGCCGUGUCGGUGCCGCAGUACGUCAAAAUCCCCAUCCCGCAGCCCUACCCUGUGCACGUCACCGUAGAGCAGCCGAUACACGUCCCAGUCUACAAGGUUGUGCCCCAGGUGGUGGAGAAGCCGGUGCCCUACACGGUGGAGAAGCCAGUGCCGUACGAAGUGGAGAAGCCAUACCCCGUUGAGGUGGAGAAGAAGGUCGAGGUGCCGAUCCCCAAGCCUUACCCAGUCCACGUGCCGGUGUACAAACACAUCUACCACCACAAGGGGGGCAAACAC
Molecule: messenger RNA, 438 nt
Organism: Iphiclides podalirius (scarce swallowtail)
Lineage: Eukaryota; Metazoa; Arthropoda; Insecta; Lepidoptera; Papilionidae
Source: the annotation of a GenBank genome assembly